UAUUACUAUUCUAGAUUAAUUUAAUUAUUAUAGAUGUCAAACCUGAACAGACAAAUCAAAUAAUAGAGGAACACGUAAAAAAUGAAAAUGGAAGCAAGACUUGAUAUACAGAGAGUUAUAUCUCCACAUCAGUUGUUCUAAAAGAUAAAAAAUAAUUGCAAAAUUGGUUCAUAUGUGAACUCAAAAUAAUGAAUAUGAUACAUAAAUAAAUAUAUGUAUAUAUAUAGACAUACAUAUAUAUACAUAUAUCAACUAUACGAUAGAAUGUGAUAAAGUACAAAAGUUAUGUUAAGUUCAUGGUAUUGUGUAAAAGGACAGCAGUGCAAGAACAUUUCAAUAACAUUUUGAUGAUGUAUGAAUAAGUAACGACUUAUUAACCGUUUUGUAUCUUGUUUUAUCGCAUUAAUUUUAAGAGGAUAUUUAAUUUUUUUAGUACAAUAAGUGAUUUAUGAAAUAAACAUAGAAAUGCUUCCUAACAUACAUGAUAAAGAUUACAGAGUUUUGGAUUUGGUACGUCAACGUGAAAUACGGGAUUCAGUGGCAUAUGCAGUUUCUCAGAAGUUACAUGUGACAGAAAAUUUGAUAUCCCGGUUAGGACUUGAAAAAGAAUUAGUUGGUCAUACAGGAUGUGUUAAUUGUUUAGAAUGGAAUGAAAGUGGGCAAAUUCUUGCUUCAGCAUCUGAUGAUAUGAAUAUUAUAUUAUGGGAUCCAUUUCGAUAUGAAAAAAAGUUAAUACUUCGUACACGUCAUCAUGGAAAUAUAUUUUCUGUUAAGUUCAUGCCAAAAUCAAAUGAUAGGAUAUUGGUAUCAGGUGCUGGAGAUGGGAAAGUACGAGUUCGUGAUCUUACGCUUCUUGAACCAAUAUUUUCAUGUAAUUGUCAUAUAGGUCGUGUAAAACGUAUUGCUACUGCAACUACUGUACCUUUUCUUUUUUGGAGUGCUGCAGAAGAUGGUCUUAUUUUACAAUAUGAUAUUCGUGCUCCUCAUAGUUGCAAAAGCAAUGGUUGUAAUAGUGUAUUAGUAAAUCUUGUUAAUCAUGCUGGUCGAUAUGCAGAAGGCAAGUGUAUUUCUGUGAAUCCAAAAAAACCUGAACUAAUAGCUAUUGGAGCCAAUGAUGCAUAUAUACGAAUGUAUGACCGUAGAAUGAUUAAGCUUUCUCAGGUGCCUAUUUCGUCUCCACAUAGUAACUGGACAAGAGGAAAUGUAUGUAUACGUCUAGCUGGUGGAGGUGAUCCAGAUGAGAAUGUACCACUGGGUUGCGCACAGUACUUUAUCGCGGGCCAUCUGCAUUCUCGGCAACGUGACAGUAAUAGAAGUCUCACUACUACAUAUUUAACCUUCAGUGCUGACGGAAACGAGCUACUUGUUAACAUGGGUGGUGAACAAAUUUAUUUAUUUGACAUCAAUAAUCCAAAAAAUUUGAAGACUUGCUUUGGUUACUCCUCAAAUAUGUAUUUGGGAGAUUUUGAAAAGUGCAGUAUGGCAAAUCAUGAAGAUAUUACAGAUUUUACCAACAAAAACAUUAAAAUCCUACCACCACAUGUUGAAGAAUUAAAACGUCAAGCAAAUGAAAGCUUUGAACAACAAAAGUACACAUUGGCAAUUAAUUUAUACAAUAAAGCAAUCUGUUAUUGUCCUACUGCUGCUGUGCUUUUUGCUAACAGAGCUGCAGCAUAUAUGAAAAGAACUUGGGAUGGUGAUAUAUAUGCUGCUCUUAAAGAUUGUCAAACAACAUUGCUUCUUGAUCCUGGACAUGUAAAGGCUCAUUUUAGAUUGGCUCGUUGUCUCUUUGAUUUACAUCAAUCAGUUGAAGCUGAUAAAAUAAUUAAAGACUUUCAACAAAAAUUUCCGGAAUAUGCAUCCAACUCUGCGUGUAAAGCAUUAAAAAUGGAUAUAAAAGAAGCUAUAGAUUCUGGUAGAGAUAUUGAUAUGAAUCAAUUAAUGAUUCAAAUAUCAGAAUAUGAACAAGAAUGGCGACGCAAUACAAUUGAUUACAAAAUGAGGUUUUGUGGGCAUUGUAAUACUACAACUGAUAUAAAGGAAGCCAAUUUCUUUGGGAACAAUGGUCAAUAUAUUGUAGCAGGAUCAGAUGAUGGAUCUUUCUUUAUUUGGGAUCGUAAUACCACAAAUAUUAUACGUGUACUAAGAGGAGAUGAACGCAUUGUAAAUUGUCUUCAACCUCAUCCAUCUACAUGUUUACUAGCUACUAGUGGUAUUGAUCCAGUAGUUAGAUUAUGGAGUCCUUUACCUGAGGAUGGUAGCAUAAAUGAAAGAGAAAUUCAGAAUUUAGAAGAUGCUGCAUCUGCAAAUCAAAUACGCAUGAAAAGCGAUCCAUUUGAAGUAAUGCUUAUGAAUAUGGGGUAUAGAUUUCCUGUUCAGCAGGCUGAACUGAAUGAAGAUGGUGAUGAUAAUCAAGAUCAAUCAAUUGUGCAACCUUUAAAUUGUAGACCAAGUUAAAUUUAAAGACAAAAUCUGAAAAGUGACGUUGACUUUUCCAUAAAUAACCUAUCAAAAAAUAUUUGGUAAAGUGUUAAAAAUAUAAAUUUUGAAAAGAGAAGAAAAUAGUUGUACUAAAUAGUUGUGAAAUUCCUAUCAUCGACUUCUUUUAUAUAUAAUAAAAAUGGGCAUAGAUAUGUAAAGAGAUAACACAUUAAAAACAGACAAUAGUUAUGGUAUAAUAUAAUUGAUUGUAUUUUACACACAUAAUACUUAUAUAUAUAUAUGUUUAUUAUAUCUAUGUUUUUUGUAUAAAUUAGCUGCUAAACAUUAAAUGAUUCAAAGAAAUGAAAA
Molecule: messenger RNA, 2790 nt
Organism: Bombus impatiens (common eastern bumble bee)
Lineage: Eukaryota; Metazoa; Arthropoda; Insecta; Hymenoptera; Apidae
Gene: adp
Product: WD and tetratricopeptide repeats protein 1
Exons: 15
Coding region: 466-2457 (663 amino acids)
Biological process (GO): negative regulation of fatty acid biosynthetic process
Cellular component (GO): Cul4-RING E3 ubiquitin ligase complex; cytoplasm
Molecular function (GO): protein binding
Source: RefSeq, a predicted model, not a curated record